Molecule: messenger RNA, 1149 nt
Organism: Colletotrichum higginsianum IMI 349063
Lineage: Eukaryota; Fungi; Ascomycota; Sordariomycetes; Glomerellales; Glomerellaceae
Product: 37s ribosomal protein
Exons: 3
Coding region: 1-1149 (382 amino acids)
Biological process (GO): mitochondrial translation
Cellular component (GO): mitochondrial small ribosomal subunit
Molecular function (GO): structural constituent of ribosome
Source: RefSeq, a predicted model, not a curated record
AUGGCAGCAGCAGGGCAAGCACUCCGAAUCUGCGUUCGCAGCUGUCGCCGGAUAUCAACGACACCGCGCAUCGCCGCCACGCGCCCGUUCGCCCAGACGCAACGACGAACAUUCGCUGCGAGCAUCACGAGGCGGACGCCGCCGAACAACGAGGAGGGCAACGAUGACGACGGUCGCGCCAAUUUUGGCCCGCAGGAAGGGCUCGAGGAGAUGAUUCAGCGCCUCAAGCCCGAGGAGACCAAGGCGCUCGACAGCCUCAGAAAGCUCGACCCGUCGGCCCAGCAGAUGUCGCUCGAGGCGUACCUCGAGAGGGAGAUGGGGAAGGACGAGGCGAACCACGAGAAGCUGAUCGACACGCUUGAGUGGAAGAAGCUGGUGAACGACGGGAGACCGCUCAAGACAUCGUUCUGGUACGACGAGGACGACCCAACGGGACCGACGGAGGACCUUAUGGACGAGUUCGACGAGGAUGACAUGAUGCCCAUGGCGCACGCAAAGCUGGAUGAGAUUCGCGAGCACAGACAGUACCACCGCAUCAUGGCGUGGGAGAUGCCGUUGCUGUCCAAGCUGGCCAAGCCCUUUGAGCCGCCUCAGGAUGACCAGGUGCUCCGCUUCCGGUACACGACGUACAUGGGCGAGUACCACCCGGCCCAGAGGAAGGUGGUGGUGCAGUUCUCGCCGGCCGACCUCAAGCUCUCGCCGGUGCAGGCGGACAAGCUCCGGAAGCUGGCCGGACCGCGGUACAACCCGGAGACGGACACGGUCAAGAUGAGCUCCGACAAGUACGAGCACCAGGCGCAGAACAAGCGCUAUCUGUCGGAUUUGGUGGACACGCUGAUCGAGGCGGCCAAGGAUCCCAAAGACACGUUCAAGGACAUCCCGCUCGACACGCGGCACUACGAGUUCAAGAACAAGCCCAAAUUCCCCAAGGAGUGGCGCAUGACGGAGGAGCGCCGCAAAGAGCUCGACGAGUUUCGGCAGCGGGCGCUCGAGAUCGACGCGGGCAGGACGGAGGACGGGCGCCUGGUCGACGGCGCGCAGAAGAUUGAGGAGGCUCUUGCGGCGCCUGACCAGACGAACGACAAGGUGGCUCAGCUGGUGGGCGCGCGGGGCCGAGGUGCGGGCAAGCAGAAGGCCGCCCGCCGGUAA